CUUUGAGGUCAAGAAUUUGAUACUAAAUUGAGUUUCACAUAUGACCUUGAUAACCAUUUCCGAUUAUGGGAACAACAGAUGACCGUAGAUUUUCUGACCGUGGAUUUAGAAAACCAGAAUUCGUGGAACUUGAUGAGUAUUCUGACUUUGUCCAAGCAUACGAGUCAGUUUUGCAGCGGCGACUUACGCGUUGGGAACAGUAUUUUUCCGCUCUACCAUCAAAAAAGAGCUCCAAAUUGAAAAGAUUUUGUCGUAAAGGAGUACCGGAUCAUAUUAGAGCGACAGUAUGGAUGCAUCUUUCGGGAGCUCAGGAACGAAUGGAAGCUAAUCCAAAUGCAUAUAGUAUUGCAGUUACUCAGAAACCACCAAAUAACAUUAUGAAUGUAAUCUUGGCAGAUGUUCCACGUACAUUUCCUGAGAAUAUUCAUUUCCAAGAUACUGAUGGUCCAAACAGUAAACUAGUAUCAUUGGAAAGAGUUUUAUCAGCGUUCGCAGUUCACUGUCCUAAUAUUGGUUAUUGUCAGGGUAUGAAUUACAUAGCUGCAGUACUUCUACUGGUUCUUGAUUGUCCUGCAGAUGAAGCUGAAGUCAAAGCAUUUUGGUUAUUGGAUGCAUUGGUUAAUCAUAUUCUACCAAAGUAUUAUUCAUCUGAUAUGUUGGCUGUACGUGUCGACUGUAUGGUGCUCAAUGAAUUAUUAAGAGAGAAAAUUCCCAUGGUGCAUAAAGUCAUCAUGAAUUCAGGUAUCAGUUGUACAUUGUUGGCUACAAAAUGGUUUAUCUGCCUAUUCGCUGAUGUUCUACCAAUUGAAACAACUAUUCGCAUUUUCGAUUGUCUCUUCUAUGAAGGUGACAAGGUGCUAUUUCGUGUCUGCCUUUCAUUGGUUAGAUUACACUACAAGGAUUUAAUCCAAUGCAAAGAAUUCCCUGUUCUCAUUACAGCUUUUCGUAAUAUGUGCAAAGAUAAGCAGACACUGUAUUGUCAUCAAUUUUUAGAAUCAAUGUUUCGAUCACAUGGUACCCUUUCAAGAUCUUUGAUUACAAAACUUCGUGAUAAAUUCACCCAACAGUUAGAAAAUGGUUUCGACGGAUAAUGAAUGACGAUGGUCGUGAUGAUGAUGAUGACAAUUAUUUCUCUCUUUCUCUCUCUCCCUCUCCCUCUCUCUUCUCAACCAUGACAAUAACCUCACGCAUGCUCUUCGUCACUGUGUUUGUCAAUCAUGGCUGCUGAAUAAUAUUAAAUAAUAUUUUAAAAAACAAGCUAUUUUCAACUUUUGUGUUUCAAUUUUUUAAAAUUAUUUUAAUUUUACCGCUUUAAUUUUACUUCCGUUUAUUGUUUCAUUUAAACAAACUGAUGCCUACCCCCUUAACUCACAAGAAAAGAACAUAUGUAUUUUAUAAUGCAGUUUAUAUUUCUCUGCUCAUCACUACUUCCGUCCAUCAAUUAUUCAUCACUCACAGUCGGCUAUUAAUUUAUUGAAUUUUUAGUUGGUUUGGGGGGGGCCUUUUGACCCUCACUCGGGUAUGCUGAUAGUCAAGAUUUCUAGUUUAUAUGUACAGAAAGUGUGAUUACUCCGAUGACAAUUGUCACGAUUAUUAUUAUUAUUAUCAUCAAUUUCGUAAUUUCGAGUAACUGAGAUCUUCAAAUGUAUAAAAAAAAGUAACUUGGAAUAUACACACAAUAACAAAAAAUGUAUGUAUAUACAAUGUUUUACUUGCUCACUUCUUCAAUUUAUAUGACUAUGUUGUUUAAAUUGUUCAAGUGAAGUUUCCGGAGCGGUUUUCGCUGUUGGUUGCCAUGGUAACGGUGGCGGAUAGUUUAGCUAGACGCUCUAUAUAUAUUUAUGCAUAUUUUCUCUGGCUGAUUCAUGAUGUCUUUCAAAAACAAUUAUACAGUUACAAAAAACAACUUUUGCUUUGCCUUUCCUUCUUUCGUAUUUCACAUAAAAUGUGUUUCAGCACUGAGUUGUGUUGUACUCAGAUUGCUUUGUCCCUCUUUCUCACAUCUCUGUUCCUCUUCAUCCUUCACUUACCCGCCCCCUUGCUGCCUAUUUUAUCUUUCUACCAUGCAUAAAUAUUUAUUACAAUUGACAUCACGAACCGAAUCCAUCAGUUUGGUGAGGCAUCGGACACCAAGGAGUAUUGGCCAGUUGCUUCGUUCAACCGCUUACUAACUGUCUAGUUGCACUCCUCGGUUUCCAGUCAUUCUCCAAACUGAUAUAUCAGUUCGUGAUGUAUUCAACAGUGAAGUAUUAUUUAUCACGCCUUCAAAAUAUCCCAAAUCCUGAAUUAUUGAUUUGUUCUCUUCUGUUUCUGUUGUUGUGAUUUCUAAUCCCUUGAUCUAAUUGAUCAUGUGCCUUCCUCUAUUACUGCUAUUACUAUUAUUACUAUUAUUAAUAUUAUUACUGUUAUUGUUAUCAAUAAUAUUGUUACUAUGGUUUGUCAGAUAUUUUCAUAUAACUUAAUUAUCACUCAAUUACUCAAUAAAUGCAUACUAAAAUAAACUAAAAACGAAGAAGAACUAUUAUACUGCCGU
Molecule: messenger RNA, 2533 nt
Organism: Trichobilharzia szidati
Lineage: Eukaryota; Metazoa; Platyhelminthes; Trematoda; Strigeidida; Schistosomatidae
Source: the annotation of a GenBank genome assembly